AUGGCAACCUCCUUAGUGGGGAAGAAGGUCGUGUUUGUCACAGGGAACGCCAAGAAACUGGAGGAGGUCAUUCAGAUUCUAGGAGAUAAGUUUCCAUGCACUUUGGUGGCUCAGAAAAUUGACCUGCCAGAGUACCAAGGAGAGCCUGAUGAAAUCUCCAUCCAGAAGUGUCGGGAGGCAGCUCGCCAGGUACAGGGGCCUGUGCUGGUGGAGGAUACCUGUCUCUGCUUCAAUGCCCUCGGGGGACUUCCUGGUCCCUACAUAAAAUGGUUUCUGGAGAAGUUAAAGCCAGAAGGUCUCCACCAGCUUCUGGCCGGGUUUGACGACAAAUCAGCCUACGCGCUUUGCACAUUUGCACUCGCCACUGGGGAUCCCAGCGAGCCUGUGCGCCUGUUCAGGGGCCGGACCUCUGGCCAGAUCGUGGUGCCCCGAGGAUGCCGGGACUUUGGCUGGGAUCCCUGUUUUCAGCCUGAUGGAUACGAACAGACGUAUGCAGAGAUGCCCAAAGCGGAGAAGAAUGCCAUCUCCCAUCGCUUCCGGGCCCUGCUUGAGUUGCAGGAAUACUUUGGCAGCUUGACUCUCCGUGGGGCCGGAGGAGGCCCCUCAGGCCAGGGAUCUGGGGAAAGCUAG
This is a messenger RNA of Chrysochloris asiatica (Cape golden mole), 630 nucleotides long. It is a transcript of the gene ITPA, whose product is annotated as inosine triphosphatase (nucleoside triphosphate pyrophosphatase). Gene Ontology annotation, biological process: nucleoside triphosphate catabolic process. The transcript is spliced from 8 exons. Gene Ontology annotation, molecular function: nucleoside triphosphate diphosphatase activity. NCBI's taxonomy places the organism in Eukaryota, Metazoa, Chordata, Mammalia, Afrosoricida, Chrysochloridae. The record is from RefSeq and is a predicted model, not a curated record. The coding region runs from base 1 to 630 and encodes 209 amino acids. Gene Ontology annotation, cellular component: cytoplasm.